This is a messenger RNA of Cinara cedri, 411 nucleotides long. The record is from the annotation of a GenBank genome assembly. NCBI's taxonomy places the organism in Eukaryota, Metazoa, Arthropoda, Insecta, Hemiptera, Aphididae.
AUGAUUUUUUUAGUUUGCCUGAUACCAGUAGUACUAACAGUGAUGUUUCUACUAGAUAUUCAAGCUCCUAGCUGUAACAACGAAUCCGACGAAGGAAGCUCGUCAAUUUGGCAUAAAAUUCGUGGUUACAGGAACGUGGUACAUAGACCACGUGAGUUGUCUAAACAGGUAAUCAUGGCCUUGAGUCAGAGAAAGAUCUAUGACCUUAAAGCGGUGGGCAAACAGACAAACAAAAGUGAAGACGAGAAUGAGAUCGAUAUGCGGCUUUGGAAGUUGAUAAACGAUACGUCCGUUGACUUGGACUCGUUCUACCCUCUGGUCAAAUCGAUGGAUUUGAUAAUAGACAGUUUUUGUGAUCGUGUUGAAAAUAUUGUUCUGAAGUAUCAGGUCGGUGUGAUUCUUGUUCCAUAA